Molecule: messenger RNA, 4450 nt
Organism: Aureobasidium subglaciale EXF-2481
Lineage: Eukaryota; Fungi; Ascomycota; Dothideomycetes; Dothideales; Saccotheciaceae
Exons: 1
Coding region: 113-3955 (1280 amino acids)
Molecular function (GO): phosphopantetheine binding
Source: RefSeq, a predicted model, not a curated record
AAGUUUGGCUCCAGAGCUGGAGAACAACCACCGCGUCGAGACAUACCAACUGUUCGUCCGACCUCCCCCACAAACCCUCCCCCUCGAUUUCACCCCACCACGAGGCAGCAUCAUGCCUAUCAUUGACACUGGCAAAGAUCUGUCGGCCCUCUUCACGAAACAGGUGAAGGAGACGCCUGAUGCAGUUGCUCUAGAGGACGAGUCAAACACAUAUUCGUAUGCCGAGCUUGACCAAAUCGUUGAGGCUCUUUCUCAACGCCUCCGCAACUACGGCGUCAGUCGAGACACACUUGUUGGUGUAUUACUUCCUCGCAGUGCUGACUAUGUAAUUGCCUGUCUUGCUUCGCUGCGUGCUGGAGGAGCUUUCCUUGUACUGGAGCUCGCAUACCCUCCGGACCUAUUGGCCGACGUCAUUGACGACGCUAAGCCGGCUGUUAUCAUCACCCACACAUCUGAGGUCGGCAAGAUCCAACAAGGCGUCCCAGUCCUUGUCCUCGACGAUGAAGCACAGGAAGUCAAUGGCGAUCACAAAGAGCCAGCACCGUUACCUGCCGACGAUGAUCUUGAACGUCUUGCUUUCGUUGCUUACUCCUCAGGUACCACUGGAAAGCCCAAGGGUAUCGCAAACCCACAUAGAGCACCUGUACUCUCAUAUGACUUGAGAUUCGCUGUCUCGGACCAGCAGCCUGGAGACCGUGUGGCUUGCAACGUCUUUUUCAUCUGGGAAAUCCUGCGUCCCCUGCUUCGUGGAGCCACUGUCGUUGCUGUCCCUGAUGAGGUCAGCUAUGAUCCCCAUGCUCUUGUUGAACUGCUUGCAACCAAGAAGAUCACCGAGACUCUCAUGACUCCUACUCUUUUGGCUACGAUCCUGUCGCGUCACCCUGAUAUCUCAAAGCGUCUUCCCGAUCUUCGUGUCCUGUGGCUCAAUGGUGAAGUUGUCACUACCGACCUUGCCCGCAACGCCCUCAAAGCCCUACCCAAAGUACGCCUGCUCAACUGUUACAGUGCUUGUGAAACGCAUGAGAUUGCCUGUGGCAACAUCGGAGAGAUGCUUGGACACCUCGAUGAGGCAGCCCUUUACUGCCCGGUCGGCCCGUCCCUGGAUCCUGAGCAUACAUACAUUGUCGACGAUCUUGGCAAUAAAGUUGAGGAUGGUGUUAGUGGAGAGCUGUUCUUUGGUGGUAAACUUCUGGCUCGUGGUUACCUCAACCUCCCAGAGACUACCGCCAAGGCCUUCCUCAGAGAUGAAUACGACUCGACUGAAGGUGCCCUAAUGUACAGAACUGGAGAUCUUGCACGUAAGCUUCCUUCUGGCCUCCUUGAGAUUACUGGCCGCGUUGGAGCUAUGAUCAAGCUCCGUGGUUACUCUGUCGUUCCCGCAAAGGUUGAGAACUCCAUCGUCACUCACCUUGCUGUCAGCCAGUGUGCAGUGAUUGCUCACGGAGAAGGUCUCGAUAGGCAGUUGGUGGCCUAUAUUGUGCGCGAUAAGGAGUCUAAGGAUCGCACUUUCCCGGAAAUUAUUGAAUCUGGACACAGUCCUGAAGCUCGUAAGGCGCUCUCGGAAUCGUUGGCACAGUACAUGCUUCCCUCAUUAUGGGUUGUGCUCGAGGAGCUGCCAUUGCACGAAGUUUCUGGAAAGGUUGACCUCAAGAAGUUGCCAGCACCCGUCACAACCCCACCAAACGGUGCCAAUGGAACCAAGGCUGCUCAAGCCCAGGACCCCAUCGGCGUCAACGACGUGGCCGAGGUUUGGUCUGCUACGCUUAACAUGCCUCGCAGCCUGAUCUCUUCGGCAAGCAACUUCUUUGAUCUGGGUGGUCAUUCACUCUCGCUCGCAGACCUCGCCGCAAAAUUCUCAAGAUCGUUCGGCUUCCGUGUUCCUGUCGCUCGCCUUGCAGACCCUCCUACUCUUGCUGGUCAUGUUGAGACAGUUCGCGCUGUCAGGGAUGGACAUGCUGCUGCAGUUCAAGCAGAUCUUCCUGCUGUGCUGCGCAAGGACUCCACCCUUGACAACGACAUCCAGGCCAACGGAGCCAAGUUCUGCCCUCUCAAUAAAGCCAACACUGUGCUUUUGACUGGUGCGACUGGUUUCUUGGGUGCUUUCCUCCUGAACGAUCUUCUCGAAAACACGUCAGCUCAAAUCAUCUGUCUGGUUCGCUUCAACAACCCUGAAGGCAGUGACUACUCUGCUGGUAUUGCAAGACUGAGAAGACAUCUUCUCGACUUGGGUUUGUGGCGUGAUUCGAUCAUGGAACGUGUUGAAAUCCUGCCUGGUAACCUCUCGCGCGAACGUCUAGGUCUUGAUCAGAAUCUCUGGAACGACAUGGUCUCUAGAGUUCAAGUCAUUGUCCAUGCCGGUGCCACUGUCAACUUGAUCUACCCUUAUGCUUCGCUGCGUGGCGCCAACAUUGAAGGUACUAGAGAAAUCUUGCGACUGGCUUCUCAGAGCGGUGCUACCGUUCAGUAUGUUUCGACAAACGGCGUCUUGCCUCCUUCCAAGCACGGCUGGCCCGAGUUCGCCAUGCUUGACGUUGACUCUGUCCAAGACAAGCUCCUCGAUGGCUAUGGCCAGACGAAGUGGGUCGCGGAACAGCUUGUCCACGAAGCUAGUCGCCGUGGUCUGCCUGUAAAGAUCCUGCGUGCUGGUACUAUCAGUGGCCACAGUUUGACUGGCUCUGCCAACGCUUGGGAUUUGGUAUCUGCUCUGAUAGUCGAGUCAAUCCACCUUGGCUUCCACCCCGAUGUCGAGGGCUGGCGUGCUGAGAUGACGCCUGUUGACUUUGUUAGCAAGGCCAUCAUCCAUCUGGCCAACCAGUCACAAGCCAAGCAGCUGGUCUUCCAUCUUGGCGACCCUACUCCUGUCGACAUGAGCUCUGUCUUCCAGGACCUUGAGAAGCUUGGCUAUCCCACUAAGCCCCUUGACUGGGAGGAGUGGGUCACCAUGUGGACCGAGAAGAGAGGAAACGGUAGAGGCGGUGACGGUAACUUCACAGUGGAUAUUCUCCGCAGUGGCAUGCCUAGCGUUGAGUUCCUCAGAGGUAUCGUUGUUCUCAAUAACGAAGCCACGAGACCUUUCCGCUCUGUUGUUGAGCGUCCCAAGGUCGAUUCUGUCCUGCUCGAGACAUACACUCGCCACUGGUUUGCCAGAGGAUGGCUGCCUAGCCCUCCUUCGGGCCUCAGCUCUCUUGGUGGUGUCGCACACAUGCCUCGAAGAGGUCCCCUGAGUGGGCGUGUCGCUAUUGUCACUGGUGCUUCGUCGGGAAUCGGUGCUGCUGUUGCCGUUGCCCUCGCAAGAGAAGGUUGCCAUAUCGCUCUUGCUGCUCGUCGCACGGAUGCCCUUGAGGCUCUAAAGCGCAGACUCACUGUCCGUGAGGGCAAAGUCAUCGUUCGUCAAACCGAUGUCACAAACCGCACGCAGGUAGAAGCCCUGGUGCAGGCCACUGAGGAAGAGCUGGGCCCUGUCGAUAUCCUCGUCUCAUGCGCUGGCGUCAUGUACUUCACCAUGAUGGCUAAUGCCAAGGUCGACGAAUGGGAGCAAACCGUCGACGUCAACUGCAAGGGUCUGCUGAACUGCCUUUCCUCCACCGUGCCUGGUAUGCUUUCCCGCGGCGCAGGCCACAUCGUCGCCAUCUCCUCCGACGCCGGCCGAAAGUGCUUCCCUGGUCUUGGUGUUUACUCAGCCAGUAAAGUCUUUGUUGAGUUUACACUCCAAGCUCUGCGUCUUGAGACUGCAGGAAAGGGUCUCCGCGUCACUGGCGUUCAGCCUGGAAACACCCAGACCGACCUUCUUACCAUGUCUAGUGAUAAGGAGGCUGUGGAGAAGUAUGGCGAGCCUUCUGGUGCCCAGAUCUUGGACCCUGAGGAUGUCGCCAAUUCGAUUGUUUAUGCACUCAAGCAGCCCGCCCAUGUUGCUGUCAAUGAGAUUCUGAUCGAGCCACGUGAUGAGCCCAUCUAGAGUCGAACAACGGAGAACUAAAAGAAAAGAGGAAAAGGGUUAUUUUGCAUCAUUUUGUUUGCUCAUGCUGGAAGGCAAUAUUUGUUUUAUUACGGUCGCUUCUAAACUACACAUAUAUGGAUUUCUGAUUGCUUUGCUGUUGCAGGAGCUGGGAUGUCUUUUUUCUUUGCUUUCUAUUCGAAGUUGUAGCUUAUAGUUUAGCAGUAACCAACGACAGUCUGGGGGGUUGCUCUUCUUGUUUUUCUGAUCAUCAGUGGUUUCACUGUUUCGAUGUUUGCGACUAAUCAUCUGAUAGGUUCUGGGCUGUAUCCAGCCGCAACAAACAAUUAUUACUAACAAUACUUUCGUGAUGAGCUCGAGAUUCUGACGGUAACAUUUAUCGUAAGUUUGCGCUCAAUGCCAGAAUUUUUCCUUCGAGUGCAAUCGUAUAGCACGCAAAAGGUGAGCCAAGUUCGAUUAGCUAAAAAGCACAAGCAAUGCACGAGAACGUCCUCA